Messenger RNA from Cylicostephanus goldi, 708 nucleotides. Lineage: Eukaryota; Metazoa; Nematoda; Chromadorea; Rhabditida; Strongylidae. The record is from the annotation of a GenBank genome assembly.
AUGCACCAUUUGAUUUUCAAACUUAGACAGAGUAGGGAUCCAUUGUUUGAUGUAAUCGCUAUUUUCAGAUUGAAAGGUAAUCUAAAAAAGCAUCUGAAGACGCAUGUCACUUCGAAGGAUGAACUGGAAAGAGCAUGGAGGCCUUUUGCUUGUAACCGCCGUCCCGCAGCCGAUAUCCCCGAUGAUGCUAUUAUAGUCCGUGGCACCGGUGACCCAUUCUUCACUCCUCCAUCGCGGCCCAGAAAAAAGAAACUAGGCUUAGGACCUGAUCCUUCAGCAUGGAUUGAGAAGAUCAGGAGAGGCGAGAUUCUACCGGGAACUAGUCUCCAGACAAAGAUGAUGAGGCUGGAAACACUCCUCAAGAAUAACGAGUUUUCGUUAGACGAGAUUUUUGAGCAAGCAAGAACUAUAGCUUUCGAAAAAUUCGAUUGUCCGAUGUGCAGGUCACAAUUCUUCUCGAGAGCUGAAUGUUACGAUCAUUUGGAAAUCGAGCAUCCUAUGGCACGAAUAGAAAGGCCAUUAUUUUGUGAGAUAUGCUUGAAAGUGUUUGCUGAUCGCAAAUCCCUGGAGCAGCACGAGAGCUACCAUAAACGAGUACAUUUGAUGAUCGAUAACAACGAGAUUGAGUUCACAGAUCCCGAGAUCUUGUUACCGGAAUCUUGUGAUUUCGAUGAAGAAGAUCUACAAGGAGUCCCAGUGAUCCAUUAA